AUAUUACUAUUUCAAAAGCAAUCUCUCUACAACCAACAAAAGCAAAAGUGGGGAGAGGCCUGCUCCAAGCUAAGAAAACUGUUUUAAAGUUUUUUUUUCCCCCUUCUCUGAGAAAACCUUUAUUCCAAGAGGCAAGCUAGCCAUGGCUUCCUCGCAAGGAAUGCAGUUGCAACUACAACCCAUCAUCAUGAUGCUAGUACUAGUACAACUAGUAGUGGUGGUGAUAUUCUCAUUAUCAGCAGCAACAAUUGCAGCACCAACAGAGCAGGAGCUGAAAAAUCUUGGCUGCACAAACCGUUGUGGGAAUUUAGACAUCUCAUACCCAUUCGGCAUGGAAGCGAAUUGUUAUCUGAAUGAUAAUUUUUUCAUUAAUUGUAGUGAAUCCCAGCCAUAUUUAUGGGACACUAAUAUCGGUGUUACAAAUAUAUUGCAUGAGGAGGGUGAGUUACGUAUCACGAAUUACAUAUCCCGUCGAUGUUAUAACCAGUCUGGUAACCUAUUACCAAACGACUUAUAUUCAUGGCUGACCCUUGCCAAAUUCUCCAUAUCGAAUAGCAAGAACAAGUUCACUGCUAUUGGUUGUGACACAUUGGGAUCUGUCCAAAUGGCUGAUAAAAAUGGUUCUUCGGUUGUUGCAACUGGGUGUAACUCACAGUGUAGCAGCUACGACAGCGUUCCUAAUGAUGGAUCUUGCUCUGGAAUUGGUUGCUGCCAGACCACCAUCCCAAAAGGAGUCGGCCAGAUCGAAGUUUUUGUGAAUAGCUUCUCCCAUCAUGUGAAUAUAACUUACUUCAAUCCCUGCAGCUAUGCUUUUGUGGUUGAAGAUGGUGCGUUUCAUUUCUCCACAACUUACCUUAAAGAUUUUAAUUCCAUGGAGGUGCCGAUAUUGCUGGAUUGGGGAAUAGGGGAUAAUGAGACAUGUGAAGAAGCUAAAAAAAAUCAGACAAGUUAUGCAUGUGGAGAUAAUAGUGAUUGUUAUGAGGCACAAAUUGGUCUUGGGUAUAUCUGCAAGUGUUCCAAGGGUUACGAAGGGAACGCGUACAUCUCAGAUGGUUGCAAAGACAUAGAUGAGUGUGCAGAUCCAAAUCUCAACCAGUGUGUAGAGGAAAGCAAAUGCUUAAACACGCCUGGGAAUUAUACGUGCUAUUGCCCCAAGAGAUAUCACGGUGAUGGCAGAACAGAUGGAACACGUUGCACUGCUGGUCGAGUUCUUGUGCUUCAGAUUGUGAUUGGUAUUGCCAUUGGUGCUUUGACUGUUUUGGUGAGUAGCUCCUGGUUGUAUUGGAUUUUCAGCAAAAGAAAGCACAUGAAGCUUAAAGAAAAGUUCUUCAAGCAGAAUGGUGGAUUAAUGUUGAAACAACAACUCUCUAGACUAGAGAGACCGACUCGAGAAGCGAUCAAAAUCUUUACUUUAGAAGAGCUCAAGUGGGCUACCAACAACUAUGAUGACAAUAGAAUUGUUGGCAGAGGAGGUUUUGGAACAGUUUAUAAGGGAAUUCUAGUAGAUAACACAACAGUGGCCAUCAAAAAAUCGCAAAUUAUGAAUCAAAGUCAAAUAGAGCAAUUCAUCAAUGAGGUGGUCGUGCUAUCACAGAUCAAUCACAGGAAUGUGGUCAAACUCUUAGGUUGUUGUUUGGAAACUCAAGUCCCUUUACUCGUCUAUGAAUUCAUCACCAAUGGCACUCUCUUUGAGCAUAUACAUAACCCCAUCAAGGCAUCUAAUAUGUCAUGGGAAAAUCGGUUGCGAAUAGCUGCUGAAACGGCUGGAGUAUUGUCAUAUUUGCACUCUGCAGCAUCGGUUCCUAUUAUUCAUAGAGAUGUUAAGUCUACGAAUAUACUCUUAGAUGAUAACUACACUGCAAAAGUGUCGGACUUUGGAGCAUCAAGGUUGGUUCCACUAGACCAAGAUCAAUUAGCAACGGUGGUGCAAGGAACUCUUGGAUACUUAGACCCUGAAUACAUGCUCACAAACCAAUUAACAGAAAAAAGUGAUGUUUACAGCUUCGGAGUAGUGCUUGUCGAGCUAAUCACCGGAAAGAAGGUGUUGUCAUUUGACAAGCCAGAGAAGGAGAGAAGUUUAGCUAGGUAUUUUCUUUCCUGUAUGAAAAAUGAUCGAUUGUUCCAAGUCAUUGAUGAACAUAUAGAAAUUGAAGGAAUUGUUGAGGAGCUCACAGAAGUAGCUAAUAUUGCAAAGAGGUGCUUAAUAGUAAAAGGAGAGGAAAGGCCUACUAUGAAGGAAGUAGCAAUGGAAUUGGAGGGGUUGAUCAACAAAAAGAUGAAGAAGCAUCCAUGGGUUAAAAUUGAUUUGAAUGCUGAAGAGAGUGAGCACUUGCUUGGUGGGAAGUUAAGUGGGUUUGAGUUAGAUUGUACUACCAGUAAUACAACAACAACUGGGUACGGUAGUGUGAGGGAACAUAUGAUGUUGCCAAUGGAUGGUGGGAGGUGAUUUUUUUUGUACUGUUGAGUUCACAAUGAUAACAGAUUGGGUGAUGGUUUGUUAUUACUGUCUUUUGUGUUUUGUAAAAUGAUGUGCUUACAUUAGAUCGUUUCGGUUUAAUUUACAUUUUCAUAUGUAAUUUUUCAUUAUUGUAAUCUAUUAUUCAAAUACAUCAGGAUAUAUAGGAAUAAUUUCAUAAAUAAAUAACAAGUGAUGACAGUAAUUAUAAA
Messenger RNA from Camellia sinensis, 2667 nucleotides. The record is from RefSeq and is a predicted model, not a curated record. NCBI's taxonomy places the organism in Eukaryota, Viridiplantae, Streptophyta, Magnoliopsida, Ericales, Theaceae.